AGAACUAUUGCAGCUGCGACGAAAUGAAGUUCUUCAUUUUGAUUUCAUUCUUACUGGUCUGUCAAGGGUCCAACGAAGAGGAGGAUAACAUAAUAGCCGAGUUGUGCUUCAAUCCGAAUUCUGGACCUCCUUGCCAGAAAUUAAAAACAUAUUAUUGGGAUAAGGAAAAGAAUCGAUGCGUGCUCUCUCGGUAUUUAAUGCAGCCUUGUGGUUUCUUUGACACAAUAGACAUGUGCGAUAAAAUAUGCACCAAGGAAUCGUGGACAAUAUCUCAUUUGGAAGUAUAUGUUCGAAAUAUGCCUUAAAAUAUACUUGUUUUUCAGCUGCCAAUUGACAUUUAAGAAGUGGUCACGCUUAUU
This is a messenger RNA of Drosophila melanogaster (fruit fly), 359 nucleotides long. RefSeq names its product seminal fluid protein 33A1 (gene Sfp33A1). The transcript has 2 exons. Bases 24 to 305 code for a protein of 93 amino acids. NCBI's taxonomy places the organism in Eukaryota, Metazoa, Arthropoda, Insecta, Diptera, Drosophilidae. The record is from RefSeq and is marked reviewed.